Molecule: messenger RNA, 1140 nt
Organism: Prunus avium (sweet cherry)
Lineage: Eukaryota; Viridiplantae; Streptophyta; Magnoliopsida; Rosales; Rosaceae
Product: receptor-like protein EIX2
Molecular function (GO): protein binding
Source: RefSeq, a predicted model, not a curated record
AUGCAGGGUCACGGGAGUUGCUUGAAACUCUAUCUUGCAUUUGCGCUACUUUUGCUACAAAAUGUCAAAGGAGGAGAAGUUGGCAGCAGCGACAAGGAUGCUAAUGCGACCGGGACUUGCAUAGAGAGGGAAAGGCAAGCACUCCUUGCAUUCAAACGUGGCCUGGUGGAUGAGUACAACAGCCUCUCUUCAUGGAGUUCGGAAUCCCAUAAACAAGAUUGUUGCAGAUGGAUUGGAGUCUCUUGUAACAACCAAAUUCAACUUGAUCUUGAAGGCUAUCUUUCAAAAGGUAAGAUGAUUAGUCCUAAACUGAUUGAGUUGCAACAUUUACAACAUUUGGACCUUGGAUGUAUUGAUUUCAAUGGGAGCCAAAUUCCAGAUUUCAUUGGUUCUCUAACCAAUCUAAGAUACCUCAAUCUCUUUUGGGGUAAUUUUGGUGGUCAAAUUCCAAGUCAGAUUGGAAACCUCACGCAAUUGCAAUAUCUCCACCUAGGCGGUAAUCAGUUUAAUGUAGAAAAUCUUAAUUGGCUCACUGGUCUUUCUUCUUUAACCGAUUUGGACCUAAGCCACGUCAAUCUCAGUAAUAUGUUCGAUUGGCCAGAAGCAGUUAAUAAGCUCCCUAAACUAAGACACUUGGAUCUAGGGGACUGCAGUCUUCCUCCUCCUCCUCCUAGAAUUCAUUCCACUCCUUUUUCUAACAUAAAUUCUUCCACAUCUCUUACACAUCUUAAUCUCAGAGACAACCAUCUCACUUCUUCAAUUUUUCUUUGGUUGUCCAACUACACUACUGCAAGCCUUGUUGACCUUAACCUCUCUGAAAACAAUCUAACCGGUUUAAUUCCCGAUGUCAUUGGAAACAUGAGCUCUCUUGCAAAUCUGGUUCUCUCUCAUAACCAGAUUGAAGGAGGAAACCCGAAUUCGUUUGCUAGGCUAUGUAGUUUGCAAUUUCUAGAGAUUCCAGGAAAUCGUCUGAGUGGACAAUUAUCCAAGUUUGUUCAGCUUUUGCCCACAUGUGCUCAAAAUUCAUUAGAGACUUUGGAUCUCUCUCACAAUGAUCUUGCUGGCUCAUUAACUAAUCUUACAACUUUUUCAUCUUUGCAAAUCUUGUCUGUGAAUAAUAAUCAACUGACCGGAAGUUAA